Messenger RNA from Mercenaria mercenaria, 7762 nucleotides. RefSeq names its product H(+)/Cl(-) exchange transporter 6-like. Gene Ontology annotation, cellular component: membrane; intracellular membrane-bounded organelle. Gene Ontology annotation, molecular function: voltage-gated chloride channel activity. The transcript has 19 exons. Bases 128 to 2797 code for a protein of 889 amino acids. The record is from RefSeq and is a predicted model, not a curated record. Lineage: Eukaryota; Metazoa; Mollusca; Bivalvia; Venerida; Veneridae. Gene Ontology annotation, biological process: chloride transport; transmembrane transport.
UUGGUGUCCGGUAUUUAGCAAGCCAAUAGUAAAUCACAUGACUACAAAAUGGAGUAAGGCACACAAUUUCACCUCCAUAACGUUUGAUGUUAAAACCAUUAAAUUUUAGUAUCAUGGAUUGAAAGUAAUGGCAAAUGAAUACAUCAGAAUGGAUCAAGAAAAUACAGCAAUGGAUGGGGAUGUUACACCCACAGUGAGAGGCUCAUCAACAACUGUGACAAACAGAAUGAAGAAAGUAUUGGGUAAAUCUGGGACUAUGAAUGAUCAGCCAAGUGACGACAGCACACGUUAUCACACAGAUGAUGAGUACAGCUUUCUUGCAGCGGGUAGAGAUUAUGAGUCGAUGAACACAACUCACAAGUACACGGACCAGGAAAGAUUAACUCUAGCUGCUUAUGAAAGUUUGGAUUAUCUCCCUUCACAUAAUGACAUCUACAAGAAAUGGAUAAAGCAUCAGAGAAUUUCCAGUUACCAGCUCGAUGUUUGGGCGUUGAUGGGAUUUAUUGGAUUUACAAUUGGUGUCAUUGGAUUCUUACUGCAUCAACUGAUAGAAAAAAUAGCUGAUGUCAAAUGGGAGAUAACUCAGAAAUAUAUUGAGGAUGGUGAAUUUAGUUUGGCAUGUUUGUUUGCCACAGGGUACAGUGUCGCCUUUAUAAUAUUCAGUGCUGGUAUUGUUAUUUAUCUCCGUCCAUGUGCUGGUGGGUCUGGUAUACCGGAAAUCACUGGUUUUCUUAAUGGCACAAAUGUUCGACAUAUCUUCAACAUUAAAACAAUGGUUGUGAAAUUCUUUUCUUGUGUUACUUGUGUUGGAUGUGGUUUGCCAGUAGGACCAGAGGGACCCAUGAUCCAUUUAGGGGCCCUAGUUGGAGCAGGUUUAAGUCAGUUUAGGUCAGAGACUCUUGGAAUAAAGCUUCCAAUCUUAGAAAAGUUUAGGACGUCUGAAGCAAGGAGAAACUUUAUCUCAGCGGGGGCAGCAGCGGGUGUGGCCUCAGCUUUCGGUGCUCCUGUAGGAGGUCUGUUGUUCUCUAUGGAGGAAGUGUCGUCUUUCUGGACGGUGACACUCUCAUGGCAGAUUUUCUUCUGUUGUAUAGUGUCCACGUUCACAACUGAUUUGUUCAACUCGGCCUUCAUGGACUUUGAUUAUACAGGCAGCUUUGGAAAGUUUAAAACUAACAGAUAUAUCUUGUUUGAGAUUGACCAAGGAGUAGAUGUGAAUAUUGUCAUGUUUCUACCAACCCUGAUCAUCGGAAUAAUUGGAGGUCUUCUUGGAGCCGCAUUCACCAUUCUCAACUUGAAAAUUACAAGAUUUAGAAAAACUGUAUUGUACAAAGUGAAACGAGACUGGGCACAAAAACUCAUCAAACUGCUGGAACCUUGCCUUAUAAUGGUAAUCGUUACUAUAUUCUCAAUUCUUAUACCAGCUGCAUUUACUUGCACGCAAUUCACGUGUAUUGAAGGCCAGACAGGGGAUGCUGUAAAGGGUUGUUUCAAUGAUACGAGAAACGCUUUGCAUGUAGAUGAGUAUGUAAUUAGGUACACAUGUCCUCAGGGUACAAUAUGGAGGAGUUCUAACACCACUGUCCUCACAAAUGGCACUUACAAUGAAGUUGCCUCCCUGUUAUUUGGUACUCUAGAGGAUGCUGUGACGUUCCUAUUUUCACGUGACACACAUCUAGAGUUCAACUAUCCAGCAUUAUUUUCCGUCCUGCCAUUUUAUUUUAUUGCUGUGUCCUGGGCUUGUAGUACUGCUGUGGCAUGUGGUGCACUUGUACCUAUGUUAAUGGUGGGUGCAAUAUAUGGCCGGAUUGUUGGUCGUCUAAUGGUCAGCAUGUUUGGACUUCACCAGACAGGUUACUGGGAGUGGAUGGACCCGGGUGCAUUUGCACUUAUAGGAGCUGCUUCAUUCUUUGGUGGAGUCACCAGGCUUACACUCGCAACAACAGUUAUUAUGAUGGAGUUGACCAAUGAUGUUCAAGUUCUCCUGCCUGUAAUGGUUUCUGUGAUGGUUGCAAAGUGGGUGGGGGAUUUCUUUACACAUCCAAUUUAUCAUGCUCUGCUGGAGUUAAAAUGUAUACCCUUCCUUGAUCCUGAACCAAGAGUUACCAUUGAUAAGAAAAUGCUAGGAGGUGAUGACACUAAAGGAGGUUUUAUUAGGGUGAAUCUAGAGUUAUUCCAAGCAGCUGAUAUAAUGUCUCACCCUGUAGUCACUGUGCAGACACACGAACACGUGCAGACACUUGCCCAACUUAUGACAGAUUCUUCGCAUGGAGGGUUUCCUGUUAUAAAGAAAGGAGGCUCGGACGAUGAGGAACACUUUUAUGGAAUGAUUACAAGGUUGGAGUUGACAGUGAUAAUGAUGAAUGAGGAUUUGUUUUUUCCAGCUGCCGAGAUAAACGAUCAUUACAGUUCUCCGGAUGAUCCAUCGUGGAUAGAAUUUGAUCAGUUGAAUAUACACAAGGUACAGAACCCAGAGGAAAUUAGUGACAAGUUAUUCAAAUAUCUACAUGAUUCCAAAUACAAGGAUCUUGUCAUUGAUUUGAAUCCAUAUAUAAACCAGUCAGCAUUAGCAAUUCCGGAGAAGUUUUCGUUGAAGCGUACCUAUGUGAUAUUCCGUACUCUCGGACUGCGCCAUUUAACUGUGAUAGAUAAUAACAAUAUAGUCAAAGGUAUAAUAACGAGGAAAGACCUGAUGGGAUUCAGUCUUCAAGAAAGACUCACAAACAGACUCAUUCUGAAUCAUACCCUCAACGGCAGGGUAGAAAUGACACCAGUAGCCAGUGAUUCCAAUUUUGUGUGAUUUGAUUAUAAUAUAUAUUGACAUGUUGAAAUGGACGGGACCAAUGUCUACAACUUUUAAGAAACUAAUACUUUAAAAUUAGAUACUGUAGAAUCAUUUAAUUACAUGGGAAUGAAAUUUCGUGGUUUUGACCAAAAACAGCUAUUUUAUGGGAAUAUAUAUGAGUUUGUGGAUUUCAAAUUUUGAACAUCAGAUGAUUGGGAAUUCAGUCUGUCUGCUAACACUCCUUGCAGACAUCCUUACUAAGAAAAGUUAGAGGAUUUUAAUACACACUAAAAUAAUUAUGAAAACUAGAUGUUUUGAAUUCAUUGUAGCUGCUCGGACUGUAUCAAUGUAUGGUAUCGGGUAUAACUCCUCUUACAAAACUUAAGACAGAGUAGAAAACAAAUGGGAAAAUUGUUAGUUCAAUAUUGUUACAAAUAUUACAAUAUUAAAAAAACAUGUAUUUGAAAUUUGGUAUCUUGAACUCUUUAUUUCAAAAUUUUGGCUUUCUUGGAAGAAAUUUUCAGGUCUCAUCAAAAUUCCUUCCUUCUUUAUGUAUUUUUACUCAGUUUAAGUCAAAAUCAACAUACUGUGACUUUGGUUGUGCUUGGGUGAACUUAAAGCCCUGUCAGUCAAAUUCCUAAGUGUGGCGAGUUAAAGACUUCUUACUUACUUAAAGGCCUGUUUAUGCAUUGCAAAUACAUAAUAAACAAAACCUAUGAAGAAAUGCAUUUCAGAUUUGUAAUACUGUCGUGUUGACAUGUACAGGUAUAUGAGGCAACAACAACACAUUUAGUGAACAAUACUUGUUCCAUGUAUCAUUUAGAAGUUAAAUUUCUAUUAUUUUGGAAUAGAAUACUCGGUCCCUAGGAAUUCAAGGUACUAAAUUUUAAUUGUAUUCUGUUUUUAGCUCAUCUGAUUUUUUGAAAAAAAAUGAUGAGUUAUUGUCAUCACCUGAGCGGUUGUCGGCGUCGGCGUCGGCGUUGCCUGGUUAAGUUUUAUGUUUAGGUCAGCUUUUCUCCUAAACUGUCAAAGCUAUUGCUUUGAAACUUGGAAUACUUGUUCACCAUCAUAAGCUGACCCUGUAUAGCAAGAAACAUAACUCUAUCUUGCUUUUUGCAAGAUUUAUGGCCCCUUUUGUACUUAGAAAAUAUCAGAUUUCUUGGUUAAGUUUUAUGUUUAGGUAAACUUUUCUCCUAAACUAUCAAAGCUAUUGCUUUGAAACUUGGAAUACUUGUUCACCAUCAUAAGCAGACCCUGUACAUCAAGAAACAUAACUCCAUCUUGCUUUUUGCAAGAAUUAUUGCCCCUUUUGGACUUAGAAAAUCAGUUUUCUUGGUUAAGUUUUAUGUUUAGGUCAGCUUUUAUCCUAAACUAUCAAAGCUAUUCCUUUAAAACUUGCAACACUUGUUCACCAUCAGAAGCUGACCCUGUACAGCAAGAAACAUAACUCCAUCCUGCUUUUUGCAAGAUUUAUGGCCCCUUUUGGACUUAGAAAAUAUCAGAUUUUUUGGUUAAGUUUUAUGUUUAGGUCAACUUUUUCUCUUAAACUAUCAAAGCUAUUGCUUUAAAACUUGCAACUCUUGUUCACCAUCAUAAGCUGACCCUGCACAGCAAGCAACAUAACUCCAUCCUGCUUUUUGCAAUAAUUAUUGCCCCUUUUGGACUUAGAAAAAUCAUUUUCUUGGUUGAAUAUUAUGUUUAAGUCAACUUUUCUCAUAAACUAUCAAAGCUAUUGCUUUAAAACUUGCAACAGUUUUUCACCAUCAUAAGUGGACACUGUACAUCAAGCAACAUAACUCUAUCCUGCUUUUUGCAAGUGUGAUGGCCCUUUUUAGACUUAGAAAAUCAUGGGUAAGGACAAUAUUUCUAUUAUACAAAAAAAAUCAGAUGAGCGUCAGCACCCGCAAGGCGGUGCUCUUGUUUCUUGAUUUUGUGAAGUAUUGGGCCAUCAAAAUUAUCAAAUUUUACAGCAUUUCAUUUUAGAAACAUUUACUAACUCUUACUGUAUCAGGGUAAUAAUAGCCAUGAAAAAAAAACCUAUUUUUUAUUAUUUUUUUUUAUUGCAAAUCAAUGUAGACAAGUUGUGAUGCUACUGUGUAGCUAUUUUUUCUACAGGAUAUUUUGUUGAUGAGUUUUAUCAUCCUUCAUUACUAAUUCAUUUGUUGAAACAUUCCUAACUAAAGUGUGUGACUAAACAUUUGUAACAGAAGAAUCCACGGUAAGAGAAAAGUUUGAAGGCAUAUUUUUCCCCAUGUAAAAGCCUAGGCCACUUCCUGUAGCAUUUAUGUGAAAAUUUAGAAAACUUUCGAAAGCUUCAUAUUAGAGAUCAUGACACAUGACGGUCAGCAAGUUUUUGUUAGACAAACAGCAUUCUUGUAUGUAAAGUAGCUGAAGGUGCACAUGCUUUUGCAUAAAAAGACAGAAAAGGUGGAAAAAGCAUACUAACUCUUAUCAUGCUGAACAGGGUUUAUUCUGCCUUUGCGACCAGUGCACAUCUGUGCAGUCUGAUCAUGAUCUACACUGUUCGCCAUUCAAUCAGAAUAUUUUUGGUAAGCACCCCUUUUGGUUUAAACAAUACUUUAUUCAUAUACAAAUGUAUGUACAUUUACAACAUAGAACGCUACAUUAUUAAGGCAUGAAGGAUUGAGUAGAAAGCUAAGCUUAUUUGAAACUCUCUCCUUAUAAGCAGUUAAUGGUACUGUCCAAAUUGAAAGAUGGACAAGUUCAUUAUAGAAAUUCAGCAGGGUAAGGGUUAAGAAUACAUAAUUUGUUGAUUAUCAUUACAGGCCAGCUACCUUAAGAAAAUAUAAACCAUAUUUGUGUUAUUACCAAAUAAUGGAAUUAUUACCAGUUAACCAUGUUUUAUCGGUAUUUAACCACGUGUUCAAAUGCUUCUUGCCACGUACUAUUUUUCUUGUUGCUUUUCUUACAAGAUUGCUGUCUAUAAAGUUCAUUUCUUGUUAUAACAUGAGUGUUAAAGAUAUGGAUUAGAGAUAAGCCAGUGCCUGUAUUCCAACAUUAUAAGUCUGAAAUUUAGACAUAGAUUUUAAAUCCCUAAAAAUUCAAAUUGCAGUAACUUCCUUUGUAGUAAAUCUACAUAGCUGAAACUUUGCACAGCUUUUUGUUGUGGUGUAUGUCAGACUCAUGCCAAGUUUCACUAAAAUUCGUGAAAGAUCUACAAAUAUUGGACAAAAGGGAAUUUUACUGUUUCAAAGUCUUCAGUUUGAGUUUCAGACUUAAAAUGAUAAUGAAUAUGUGCUCACGUUAGAUGUACAGUGUAUGCUUUUUUUGUGCAUUUCACAUCAUUUCUAAACUUAAGAAUGGUCAAUGCUUAGGGGUUUUAUUUUUUCUGUAUGAGAAGUUGAAAGCUUUCUUUUUACUUUAGUUUUACCUAUUUUACAUAUCAUUUUUUAUAAUUGUUUGCAGCUGUUGAAAAAUGUAUUGAAAACAUAUUUUACAUACAAUACUCAUGUUUAUUGUGAUAUCUUAAAAAUGAGAAAACUAGUAAACAUACAUUGUAAGGUUUAUCGCAGUAAGUUUUUAGAAUACUGGGCCCUUAUAAUUCAUUGCAUAAAAAUUGAACAUGGGGACCACCAUAUAUUCAUUUCACCACAGUUUUGUUUAAAGUAUACUGGGGAAUCGUUUAAUUUCCAAGGCACAAAAUGUCAUGGUUUGGACCAGAAUGGCUAUUUUGUGAGGACAACAAUUUGUGGAUUUCAACUUUUGAACAUAAAAUGAAUCGGAAUUUUACUUGUGCGUUGGGAUUUAGUUUGAUGGACUGACUCAACUGUGAAAUCCGCAAAAAUCAUGAAUAUUAAUUAAUUUUGAGCAUUUAUAUUGUAGACGUUUUGCUAACCUGGCUGUAGCUGUAGAAAAUCAAUUGGUGCAUAGUUUUGUGACAACAUGUGCUAAUUUAACAAUAUCAGAAAAAGAAAUAAAAUUAACAUCUUUGAUGUCGAGUCCAAAUGUCAGACAGAUAUGGGCUCUGAGGGCCACUGUUUUCAAACUUAUAUCAAAUGUUUUUGUUAAUGUGUUUUUGUAUGAUGUAUUUUAUGAUAAUUUUAAAACAGGCCUCCAGAUUUAUGUUAACUUUUUUAAAAAAAUGUUAAAAGUAUGUUGACGUUCAUUUUUAGUUCAAAGCAGUAUGAUUCUGUAAAGUCACAUAUAGUGUAUGGGAUAAGAAAAACUCUCAGAAGUAUUAGUGUUGCACUAAUCAGUUACGUUAUUUAGCAUAAAUUAUAAUCAUACUCGUAAAUAUUUUUGCUUACGGGAAUGACAUUUCCGGUGAUUUUGCCCAUGCUGUCAAAACUUAUUUGAUACACCCUAUUCAAGAUGACUCUUGUGUUGUUAAUUACAACUAAUGUUUUACAUCUGUGUAUUGGAUUUGUGCUUUGAUUAUGUACUUUUUGUGUAAAAUUGGAUAUAAAUCAAAAUACCUUGAUAGUUGCUCUUUGUUCCUUAAACAUAGUAUAUUUCUCGGUUCAGAAAAGGUUAUUGUAAAAAAAUAAAACAUAAUGAUAUGCUACAUAUUAUAAAACUAAAUCAGACCUUUUAUGCAUGUUUGAAACAGCAAGAAGUCUGUUUGUGGAUGUUAAUUUUAUCGUGCUUUGUUUGAAUACACAACUACAAAGAAAGUAACGGUAGUCCCUUUUGCUUUAUUUGUACUACAUUUUUUUAAAUAUGAUAGGCAAUAAAAGAUAAUUUACCACCGGUUGUAGAUCAUGGAAAUGCUACUGCAAAAACAGUGUCCCUCGGACCUGGUACUCCCGUUUGUGCCAUCUACAAUCAGUGACAGAUUAUUGUCAUAAUUAUUUAUGAUCCUAAAUACCCCAGACUUUUUUUCAUGUUUUAAAAAAUGAUAUCAUGACAUUAAAUGUGGCCAUUUCUAACUUUGCUAGAUUAUUUUAUAUGUGUAUAACAUUUGCUAACGACACCUUAUGUCUAGACGUUGUUUUGUUUAUAAUAAAUUUUAACAAACUU